Elephantulus edwardii (Cape elephant shrew) is the source of this 711-nucleotide messenger RNA. RefSeq names its product TGFB-induced factor homeobox 2 (gene TGIF2). Gene Ontology annotation, biological process: regulation of transcription by RNA polymerase II. The record is from RefSeq and is a predicted model, not a curated record. The transcript has 2 exons. Gene Ontology annotation, molecular function: DNA-binding transcription factor activity, RNA polymerase II-specific; RNA polymerase II cis-regulatory region sequence-specific DNA binding. NCBI's taxonomy places the organism in Eukaryota, Metazoa, Chordata, Mammalia, Macroscelidea, Macroscelididae. Bases 1 to 711 code for a protein of 236 amino acids.
AUGUCUGACAGUGAUCUCGGUGAGGACGAAGGUCUCCUGUCUCUGGCGGGCAAGAGGAAGCGGAGAGGGAACCUGCCUAAGGAGUCUGUGAAAAUCCUCCGGGACUGGCUGUAUUUGCACCGCUACAAUGCCUAUCCUUCAGAACAGGAGAAACUGAGCCUCUCUGGGCAGACCAACCUUUCAGUGCUGCAGAUAUGUAACUGGUUCAUCAAUGCCCGGCGGCGUCUUCUGCCAGACAUGCUUCGGAAGGAUGGCAAAGACCCUAACCAGUUUACCAUCUCCCGCCGUGGGGGUAAGGCCUCAGAUGUGGUCCUCCCCCGGGGCAACAGCCCUUCCGUGAUGGCGGUCUCCGUACCAGCCCCCACCAAUGUGCUCUCCUUGUCUGUGUGCUCCAUGCCACUCCACCCAGGCCAGGGGGAGAAGCCCACAGCCUCUUUCCCACAGGGGGAGCUAGAGCCCCCCAAGUCCUUGGCUCCUGGUAACACACUCACCCUGCUGACCAGGGCAGAGGCUGGAAGCCCUACAGGUGGACUCUUCAACACGCCGCCACCCACACCCCCAGAGCAGGACAAGGAGGACUUCAGCAGCUUCCAGCUGUUGGUAGAGGUGGCAUUACAAAGGGCUGCUGAGAUGGAGCUUCAGAAGCAGCAGGACCUGUCACCACCUUUGCUGCACACUCCCAUACCCCUAGUCUCCGAAAACCCCAAGUAG